Molecule: messenger RNA, 729 nt
Organism: Dissoconium aciculare CBS 342.82
Lineage: Eukaryota; Fungi; Ascomycota; Dothideomycetes; Mycosphaerellales; Dissoconiaceae
Exons: 4
Coding region: 1-729 (242 amino acids)
Source: RefSeq, a predicted model, not a curated record
AUGUCUAGCGAGGGUUUAUUCGAUGAUAAAUUUCGCGUCGCUGUGCUCAUCGUCAGGUUCAUCGCGCUGCCUGUGCUCGCAUGUUGUAUGCUUGGCUCCCUCUGGCUGCUCAAGUCAUGGAAGGUCUAUGAUGUUUCUCACCGAGUUUGGUUCAACGUCGCUGUCACUACGACAUUUCUUUAUCUGGUCUUUGCCAAUUGCCUUUGGUUCACGUCGCCGGAGUCGACUCGUCUUCCUACCCGUUCAGUGCCGAUUUUCGCGACAUUCACUGGUCUAUUCUACUUCGUGCCCAGACUCAUGACGUUCGUUGCCAUUACAUGCUUUGCAGCGACAUUCACUUCCGUCCUGUCUCACCGGAGGCGAUACAAAACUUUCAAUGAAUGGGCCUCCGGACUGCUAUUUGGACUUCUCUUUCUGGACAUCGUCGUUCGGGCCAUGGAUGUCAACAACUCGAUACACUAUGAUACCAGCAAAGGAUCUCGGUGGAUCACCUACUCAGGUAGAAGCGGGUUACUUGCGGACAUCAGCAGGGUCCUCGAAGUACUCUUGUUAGCUGCGUACCUACUCGCAGUAUUGGUUGUUGUAUGCUCCUCAUUUCGGACCAGCACGGUCAUGGCCAUUCCGAACUGCACUACUCUCCAUAUUGGCAUCCGCGACACUCGCCCUGGUCUGGAUAUCAUGGGACACAACGCGAGCUAUGGAGCGUUCGCCCCUCUCGGCCAGUACUGA